Paraglomus occultum is the source of this 1407-nucleotide messenger RNA. The record is from the annotation of a GenBank genome assembly. Lineage: Eukaryota; Fungi; Glomeromycota; Glomeromycetes; Paraglomerales; Paraglomeraceae.
GAAGCAACGAAACAGUUAGAUAAAACUUUUGUUAUGGAACGCGAACCACGCCUUUCUUCGACAAGAUAUUUUGAGUAUCUUUGUACUCCAGAUAUGAAAUAUGUCCAUGACUACUUCAAGAAUCGGAAAGCAUCUGCCUGGUGUAUUCAGAGUUAUAUCGAGUAUAUAUCUGAAACCGGGAUGGAGCUUGACUUCGUUCAAUGUUGCAAUCUUUUCACUGAUAGCUUGACUCAAAUAAAUAAACUUGUGGCUACGCCUAGUCCAAUUAGAGCUUUCUGUAACAAUUACCUUGCGUGGCUGAAGUCUAAUGCGGGAGUAGCAAUAACAAGAACGUGUGCCGAAUUCUUCGAAACGAACAAAGCGCAUAAGCGAUUGGUUAGCAUUCAUGGCACUACUGAGGAUGUGAUAUGCCUUAACGCAAAAACCGAUAUCCUCCAAGCCCAUUUGCAAUCAGAGUCUAUUCCGCCUAUUCUUCCGUCUGCACCCAAAACUCCACCUCAAACUUGCAUGGAUUUAUCACCGUUGAAGUCAACUCCCAAUAAGCGAUCAUAUGAGAAGGAAGAACUUCAGCUAUUUAUCCAAGACGUCUCUAUAGUAUGUGCAUCCGGGCAGACAUUUGAGGAGUUGUCAUCAAAAAUUGAAGAGGAACUUGCUGUGGAAGUGUCCUCUAUGCGUGAUACUAAUCCUGCUGUAUGGACACCUGCCUUGGAGAAGUAUCUUGAUGCUAUCUUUGAAGAAACGAUGGAUAAUUUCCAAACUAAGGUCCAGACUAAAUUGUCAGGGGAUGGAGAUGAGCGUUUUAGACUUUAUUGUGAAAAAGUUCUCAUUGACUUUUACUACCUUGUAGAUGUCGAUCCUAAAAUGAGCAGAAAAAUAGGAGAACAAAAACACAUAGUAUAUCAGGUAUCCUCUUUAUUCAAAUAUUAUGAAAGAACUUUUCUUAACCUUGAAUUUGAUUGGAUUGAAUUGCAAGUUCGUGCUGCAAAAGUAAUGAAGUCAUCAACCAAUUCUGGGAUUGUUGAGAAGCAUACUUUGGAUGACUCAAAGAAAACACUCCAAACUGAUAUUCUGAAUUUAAUUGCAAUAUUACGAGACCAUCUUGAUUGUGAAGUGAAACUUGCAGCAAAGAUUAGGGUGUUUAGCACCCAGUCAAUAAACAAUCGACUUACUCUUUAUGCUCUCAGUAUGCUUCCUGAUGGACGUUUUCUUGUAACAGAGCUUGCUACAGCCACAAUACCUUUCAGUUUUAAUGCCCGGAGCCAAUAUAAAGCUGUCCUCAGGAUGAUGGCUAUCUUCCAUGACGAAGUGAUAAAGCAAGAGGCAUUGAUGGAAAAAAUUAACCGGUCUGUACUUAGAACUAAAGAAACAAAGGUCCGCGAUGUGUUAAGGAUACCUGAGUUAGAAUAA